CGUCUCUGGCAAUCCAGUGCGCUCUACUUCUCUUUUCAAUCAAAUGGAUACUUACGGAUGCGGUAGACGACCGAUGGAUCAUCACCGUCCAGACCCUAAAUUACCCGAUUACGUUCAAACAGUCGUCGUUAAAGACUCGAAAGGAUUGGAAAAGAUUUUACUGUUGCCCAAAGCGCUGGAUUUGGAUCGGCCCAAACGGAGCCGGACGGCCUUCGCUAAAUGGCAACUGGACGCCCUGGAAACGACGUUCGGCUCUCAUCCUUACCUGGUCGGGGAGCAAAGGACUUUAUUGGCCCGUCGUCUCGGCCUCUCUGAAACCCAAAUCAAAGUGUGGUAUCAAAACAGGCGGACCAAACAGCGGAAAGAAGGACAUCCGACUGCAGGCGGAUCUGACGACCCGCAAACGAAUAAAAAUGCAUCAAAGGAAGAACCAAAUCAAUCGCAUCCGCAAUUAUCGUCUGCGAUUCAAGAAGCGAGUUCCGGAUCGUCUCCGGAAACGCCAUGGCAACGACAUCCAGCCACGAUGAGUGCGGAUUUCUUCGGCCAGGCUUUCCAGCACUACCAUCCAGCCAUGUAUCAACAAUUAAUGCAAUCCUAUUCAUCGCACGGGGCCAACGCGUUAGCCAAUAGCGGUGCAAUAACACAGGCCGCAAGUCACUCAACUGGCGCCACUGUCCCAUCGGCCGCAAUGUCAACCGAUCGAGGCCAUCACCACAUUCAUCGAGUCUACUAA
Messenger RNA from Daphnia magna, 733 nucleotides. RefSeq names its product ventral anterior homeobox 2. Gene Ontology annotation, biological process: central nervous system development; brain development; neuron differentiation. Gene Ontology annotation, molecular function: DNA-binding transcription factor activity, RNA polymerase II-specific; DNA binding. The record is from RefSeq and is a predicted model, not a curated record. The transcript has 3 exons. NCBI's taxonomy places the organism in Eukaryota, Metazoa, Arthropoda, Branchiopoda, Diplostraca, Daphniidae. Bases 44 to 733 code for a protein of 229 amino acids.